Anopheles maculipalpis is the source of this 3225-nucleotide messenger RNA. RefSeq lists its product as uncharacterized. The record is from RefSeq and is a predicted model, not a curated record. Gene Ontology annotation, biological process: endosome organization; Golgi organization; phosphatidylinositol phosphate biosynthetic process. Gene Ontology annotation, cellular component: lysosomal membrane; trans-Golgi network; endosome. The transcript is spliced from 12 exons. NCBI's taxonomy places the organism in Eukaryota, Metazoa, Arthropoda, Insecta, Diptera, Culicidae. Bases 430 to 3225 code for a protein of 931 amino acids. Gene Ontology annotation, molecular function: 1-phosphatidylinositol 4-kinase activity; microtubule binding.
UUGUUUGGCGCCGCGGCAGACAGCAGUAAGCAGAGCGUGAACAGCCAAAGUUCGUCCCGGCUGUCUGCUUCUUCAGCCUCGACCGUGGCCACCACCGUAGUGGACGCCGGGGACGGUACGCCGUUGGUGCUGCCGGACGUUAGCUUCGAAGGCAUCACGCUGGAUUCCGGUAUCGAUCGCGAAUCGCAACCCCUGCUGGGGUCGCGCGAUCAUGAGAUUACAUACAACCAAUUUCCCGAUGAUCCUCACUUCAGUGACUUAGUAUACUCUGCCGAGAUAGCGAUCGAUGCUGGCAUCUAUCCGGAACGUAUCUACCAAGGAAGCAGUGGGUCCUACUUUGUCAAGAAUCCCGCCAAAAAAGUGAUCGCCGUUUUUAAACCAAAAGAUGAAGAACCGUACGGAAGGCUAAAUCCCAAGUGGACCAAAUGGAUGCACAAACUGUGCUGUCCGUGCUGUUUUGGACGCGCCUGUCUGAUACCGAACCAAGGGUAUCUCUCGGAAGCCGGAGCUAGUCUAGUGGACCAAAAAUUAAAUCUAAACAUCGUACCGAAGACGCGCGUCGUGCGGCUUGUCUCGGAAACGUUCAACUACCCGCGCAUCGAUCGCCAAAAGGCACGCAUCAAGAAAACGAUCAAGGAGCGCAUACCGGCGGCCCGCUUCAAUCGCAUGUCGCUCCCACCGAAGACCGGCUCCUUUCAGCUGUUCGUCGACGGGUACAAGGAUGCUGACUACUGGUUGCGCCGGUUCGAGCAAGAGCCGCUCCCAACGAGGCUAGGGCAAAAGUUUCAACUCCAGUUCGAACGGCUGGUCGUGCUGGAUUACAUCAUUCGCAACACCGAUCGGGGCAACGAUAAUUGGUUGAUCAAGUACGAUCAGCCAUCGAUCAUACCAACCAGCCCCGCGGCAACGAGUCCGAACGGGGUAGCGAAUGGCAUGAAUGGAGGAUAUAUCCCUCGCAGCAGCAGCCGGCUAGAGAUGAUGGAACACACGGACUGGAAUCUUGUGCAGCUGCCCGAAAUAAGGAUUGCGGCAAUCGAUAAUGGGCUCGCAUUUCCCUUCAAGCAUCCGGAUUCGUGGCGUGCCUAUCCAUACCAUUGGGCGUGGUUACCACAAGCGAAGCAACCGUUUAGCCAGGAUAUCAAGGAUCUGGUCUUGCCCUCGCUGUCCGAUCCGAACUUUUGCGAAGAGCUGUGCAACGAGCUGUACGAACUGUUCAAGCAAGACAAGGGCUUCGAUCGAGGCUUGUUCGAGCGGCAGAUGUCUGUGAUGCGCGGUCAGAUGCUCAAUCUGACCCAAGCUUUAAAGGACGGCAAGAGCCCGGUACAGCUGGUCCAGAUGCCGGCCGUCAUCGUCGAGAGAUCAAAGGUUAAUCCGGGAUCGUCGAGAUUUUUCUCAUUCCAGCAGCGCUUCCAAAACAAGAGCCCAUUCUUUUCUUGGUAUCGAGUGAAAAGCAGCCUCAAUCUGUUGUGUAUAAUAGGGAAAGUGUGCUCCGUGCAGGCAGAGGAUCAGUGUGCUGUAGAAGGUGUUGCCAGUGGCUACUGCAAUCAGCCAGUUCUACUAGGGUCCGAGAUUCCUUGCUGUUCAACAUCGACGAUCGAGCCGUGUGCUGAAAAUCCGGAAACCGUGUGCAUAAAUCCGCCGUACGCUGACGAAACCAAUUGCUGCCCAGGACCCUGCGAACAACCUGUCACCAUCGUAGACGAUUGUGGUGCUGUUUCACCGGCAGAUUGUGCUACCGAAAUGCCGCAAUGUUGUAAUUGCGCCUGCGGUAGGCCGGGGUGCGUGCCUAUGAAGCGUGUGCGUUACGUUCAGCCCCCGAAACGGGAGUCCUGCAAACCGAUCGUCACGUACAAACCGCCAGAGGUGGAAUUUGGUGGCGAUUCGACGUACAAAACGUCCUUCAAUGCGGAUCCUCAGCUGAUAGUCAAUGCGCGUCCGCUCGCUAUUAAACCGCAAAGCCAUUUGGUGCCACAUCCCGGAAGUUUGGAGAAAACCACUGUUACAGCGCUCUCCUACCCUGGUUACAACAAUGUAGAUCGAGCGCAACCGAUAGUUCCUACCGGCAAUCAGCUGAUCCAGCCGGGCCCAUUACAAGAGAUGACUACCAGCCGGCAUGAUUAUGUGGCCAAAACGACACCAAAGCGUUACAAAAUUGUCCCAGCUAGCCAUAUGCACGUGCACAGUGCCCCGUUCGAAAAGCAAACCAUGAACAAGCUGUCCUACAGCUGUCCAAAUAUGGCCAGCUUUGAGCCGGCACGCUCUUGCAAACCGUUGCGCGAAUACGAACGUCCCGAGAUUCCAAUGCAAUCGGAAACAACCACAAAGCUCAGCUAUGGUCCUAUCUGUCCACCGCCAAAGGAAGACGUCCCAUGGGCCCGUCGAGCGUGUUAUCAACCUCCGGACGUACCGAUGGAUAAUGAGACGACGUACAAGAAGAGCUUCAUGCCCGGAUGCGCGAACGAGCGUGUCAAGAUGGUGCUGCCGUAUAAUAAUCUUUCCGUAUCUGCCGGUUCGGGCUUCGAAUCGAAGACAGUAUACAAGGAGAGCUAUCACAGUGCCACUUGCGGCGAGCGCCCACCAGCGAUCAGACCAAUCCCCCAUCUGCAGGUGCCCAACCAAAAGCUGGAAGACGACACGGUUUACAAGACGUCAUUUGCCACCCACUGCCACGCGGAACGUCCGGCGCCUAUACUCCCGCGUCCCGCGCCACUAAUCGGAGAUGGUCCGAUGCAGGAAAUGACCACACAACGCCAUGACUUUGUCUGCAAGGGCCAAGCAAAGCGGGAUCCAAUAGUGCCCCAAGGUUCGCUUACAAUGCCAUCCGGCAGGAUAGAAAGUGCCACCGUGAACCGAUUAACCUACACGGCCAAUAAAGAAAACAUGGUUCCAACGAAAUCGUGCAAACCCAUCGUAACCUAUAAGCGACCGGAAGAACCGAUGGAGAGUGAUACGACGCAGAAGCUAAGCUAUAUGCCUGUCUGUCCACCACCGAAGGAACAUUAUCCUUGGGCGCAACGGGCUCGCUACCAGCCACCGAACCUGCCGAUGGAUUCGAUGACGGUGCAGAAGUAUAGCUACGCUCCACCCGGACAGUACAUCGAGGAACCAUGCGACAGCUCGAUGGCAUGCUGCCAGUCGUGCAACCCGGCAGCAGUGAAUUGCUGUGCCAAUGUGGAUACGGCAUGCAAUGGUGUCAGUUACCCGCGAGCAGCCAUUGUGAAGUAG